CUCACAUCCAAAACACAAUCACAUCUCGACUACUUACAGACUCUCCAAAACACACAACCACGAUGAUGAAGAUCACCAGCCAAACCUCUUCCCCAAUCCUUUUUCUCGUCACCAUUCUCGUCCUCGCUGCGGCCUACGUGGACUGCCAGACCUGCAAGCCAAGUGGCCACAUCACAGGGAUCACUCCGCCACCGGGGCAAUGCAACCAAGGCGAGGAAUCCGACUGCUGCAAAACCGGCAAGCAGUACACCACCUACAAAUGCUCCCCUCCGGUCACCGCCAGCACCAAGGCGACCCUGACGUGGAACAGCUUCGAGGCAGGGGGCAGCGGCGGAGCACCAUCCGAGUGCGACAACCAGUUCCACUCCGACGACAAGCCUAUCGUUGCUCUGUCGACGGGGUGGUUCAACAAGAAAAGCAGGUGUCUCAACUUCAUCAACAUUCAUGGGAAUGGGAAGACAGCUAGGGCCAUGGUGGUGGAUGAAUGUGACUCCACCAUGGGGUGUGAUUCCGAUCAUGAUUACCAGCCUCCUUGUCCUAACAACAUUGUUGAUGCUUCGAAGGCGGUGUGGAAGGCGUUGGGUGUGGCUGAGAGUGACUGGGGCGAUCUGGAUAUCACCUGGUCUGAUGCGAAUUGAACUCGCAAUUAAUUGUUUCUGUGUGUGGUUGUUGUACAUAGAGACAUUGUUAAUGUCUUUGUGAGUAUAUGAAUCAUGUAUAUGAAUAUUCUAUCAUCUGUAACAUAUUAAAAGCUGUGAUUGUUUGUGAAAUGUUGGAUGUCUGAAUUGAGUUUUUCAAAACUAUAUAGCUUAAGUUGGAGUGUGUUAUCUGUACCUUCAUAUUGCAAAGUUCUCUCAUGAAGAAACAUAAUGAUUUCAGUUCUUGUUUUCAACAGUUCUCAGUUUUCAUAUCUUGAACCAGAAUGGAGAACUGCAAUAUUUUAUGCACAAUGGCUGAAGUUAUGGACAUUGGAGUAUAAAUCUCUAGACUAUAACAAUUAAAGAUUGUAACUCUCGGAUUGUUGAUUUUUAUAAAAAAUUUAUUGGUUGGUAACUAUGAUUGUGAACAUUCAAUUAAAAUAUAAUUUCUAUUUUUCCCCGUUAAAUGACAUGUUUACUCUUAACCAAAAGAAUCAGAGUGCCUCGAAAAUUUAAGAAUUUAUUAGUAAGGAUAUUUAGUGGGGUAAAAAAAGAUGAAGAGAUAAAGUAGGAGGAAAAAUAUUUAGAGCAUCCACAUUAGAAUUGUAUUUGGAAUUGCAUUAUAACAUGACAUUUAUUCACAAUUGCAUUAUCCAAUUUCAUUGAUGUAGAUGACAAUUGCAUCUUUGCAAGUUUGCAUAUAAUGCAAUUAUGGGUUGCAAGUCACACAAUCUAUUUUUUAUUAAAUUAUUUAUUAUUUAAGUAUUUUAUGCUUGUAAAAUUGUAUUAAAAAUCAAUUGCAAUUGCAAACUAAUUGCAUUGAUUUAGGUGAAUGAAAACAAUGUGAGAUGGAUUGCAAAAAUGAUGAGGUGACAAUAAAGAGUACAAAUGCAAUUGCAUCAAUAUGGAUGCCCUUAGAAAUCAAGAUAUACAAUCUCUACGAUUAUGUGAAAUUUGAUAUCUCGAUAUUUUAGAAAUUUAAAAUCUCUUAAAGUAAAAUCAACAAUAUAAAAAGCAUAAAAAAACAUAACUUUCUGCUAUAUCUGUGGUUCAAAACUACAAAUUCUUAUUUGCAAGAGAGCCCAUUGUAUGUUUAUGAGAUAUUUGGCCCCGUUCGGCGUUCAUGUUUGAGAUGAGUAUUACCCAAUCUACAAUAGUGUGAGGCGGAGUAUAUUAUAUUGCGUCAUGUUUUGUUUUGUUCUACUAUUUGUUUCUGUUUCUUCAAAAUUUUCUUCUCUUAAAUUAUAUUUUAACCCAAUUAAAUUUUUAAUAACGACAAGGAUUCAUCUUUCAACUAAUUGAACUUAAUUACCCGAUCUCUAUUUUUCUACUUAUGAGGUCUUUUUCCUUUGUUAUCAUAAAAAACUAAAUGUGUGUGUUUAUUUUCUUUCAAUAACAUGUGAGAAUGUAUCAACUUGUUUCGGUCCAUACCCGACCUGAUAAGCACUUGAUGCGAAACGAAUAUUAGUAUUAAGGAACCCCACGCAUUGAAUUUGAGGUGGGCCAUAAAGAGUGAAGAUUGGGUGGGAACUAGUGGUGAACAAAACAACCCGCAAACCGACCCACCCGUCCAACCCGACCCAACCCACCCGCAUUUAUCGUUAAUAUUAAAGUUUAAAGUUGGGUGAGGGUUUUCUAUUGUACAACCCGCCUCUUUUGGGUUGGGUCCGGAUUUUGGUUAACGCAACCCGUAAAACCCGACCCAACCCGUGUUGAACUAUUGUCAUCAGUGUUCGUAUACAACACAUAUUUGUGUCAUAAAUAAACAUAUUUGUGAGAAAAUUAAGCUAUUUUAUCAUAUUUUUCUCUAGUAGUUUCUCAAGUCUAAUACAUUCUUCAACUUAAUAUUUAGACAUAGAGUUAAUAUAAGUUAUGAUUCACG
This is a messenger RNA of Linum trigynum, 2520 nucleotides long. Lineage: Eukaryota; Viridiplantae; Streptophyta; Magnoliopsida; Malpighiales; Linaceae. The record is from the annotation of a GenBank genome assembly.